AUGGUCAUCGGGUGUGUCUUCGGCAAUGUCCUGGUUAUUCUUUCAGUAAUUCUUUAUAAACCAUUGCGAAGCGUACAGAAUUUUUUCAUCGUCUCUUUGGCUGUCUCAGACUUGUCUGUAGCGGCUCUGGUCAUGCCGUUUCACGUGUCCAACCUAGUGGUCGAAUAUUGGAUCUACGGCUGGCUUCUUUGCGAGAUCUGGUUGACACUGGACGUUCUGCUUUGUACGUCAUCCAUUUUGAAUCUGUGCGCGAUUGCUGUCGACCGGUACUGGGCCAUACACGACCCGCUGAACUAUGCCCAGAAACGAACCCCGACACGUGUCGGCUUAAUGAUUGCAGCAGUAUGGUUUACCAGCGCCGUGGUGUCAAUACCUCCCGUGUUUGGAUGGAAUGAGAGCGGCCAGCUUUAUGACCAGGUGAAAAUGCAGUGUCAUUUGACAGACGACCGCAGCUAUGUCGUCUAUUCCGCCUGUGGUUCGUUCUACAUUCCCCUAAUACUAAUGACUUUCAUCUACUUCAAAAUUUUCCUGGCCAUCAGAAGACGCUUGAGAAAGAAGCGGGAACAGACUGCGAUUGGUAAAUUAAAGACGAUGCCGUAUAACAAGGCAGAGAAGAAAGAGAACAGUCCCGAGUCGACACCGGCUAAGGAUAAAGACACCCCUCCAACACCAGCCCACGACGAGAAAUCCAACGACGACAUUGAGCUGAAUUCUGAGACUCAUGGAGGGAGCGCUGAUACUAAGAAUUUCGCCCUGUUUUUUCUUUCAUUUUUGAUUAAUAAUCAUGAUUUCCUUCUUUUCUUCUUUUUUCCUUCUUUCUUUCUUUCUUUCUUUCUUUCUUUCUUUCUCACACUACUCUCUUUUUCUUUCUUUCUUUCUUUCUUAACAAUAUUACUAUCUUUCUUACCUUCUUUCUUUCUCUUCCUUUCUUUCUUUCUUUCUUUCUUUCUUAAUAAUAUUACUAUCUUUCUUUCCUUCUUUCUUUUCUUUCUUUCUUUUUUCUUUCUUUCUUUCUUUCUGUCUUAA
Messenger RNA from Acanthosepion pharaonis, 1026 nucleotides. NCBI's taxonomy places the organism in Eukaryota, Metazoa, Mollusca, Cephalopoda, Sepiida, Sepiidae. The record is from the annotation of a GenBank genome assembly.